AUGGGACUGCGGCUGCUUCUGGUCACUCUCCUCCUUUCUUACUCCUUCCUCCUUGCCAAGGGCUCAUUUGGGGUAAUAGAAAGGGACUUGGAAGCUGGGGACAAAGUCAAGGAAGGAGCUCGGGAAGCAGAGGUGUUCAGAGAAGCUGCAGCUGUACAGUGGUCAUGCCAGUUAGAAGAGACUGGAGCUGGGUGUGUGGUCUUCCCACAGGAGGUCAGGGAGUCUUGUACCCAGAGCCAGAGGUGCAAAACUGAUUGCUGCCGCCGGGAAUGGGAGACCUCCACCUGUGCUUCCUACUGCUAUGAGAAAGGGUCGGAGGGCAGCUCCUGUCACACAGAGACAUUCUUCGGCCUGUAUAAUGAGUGUCCCUGCCAGCCGGACCUGACUUGUGAAUUCCCCAAGAACCAGAAGUCCUUUAAAAUCAUAUAUGGCCGAUGUAGGAAAAUGAAAAGAAAGCCUCGAACUAACAAGUUGAUCUUCUAAGUCUCCAUCGUCCUUACCUUCUCCCCUACCUUCUGGCACCCUUUCUCUGCCCCACCGAGAACUGGGUGUUCCAGCCCAGAGCCUCCUCCCACAGAGGCACUCUCACUCUUUUGCUGCUCCUGGAACUGGGAGCAGGGGACAAGGUUUUGGGAGGUGAGAGUAGGAGAAGAAUGCAGAGAUAAAUGAAAAAGUAUGCAAGGAUUUCUCUCCAAUAAUACCUCACAUGCCUGGAGAGGGAAUUGAUGAUUGAGUUCUUUGGGGAGACUUCAUUUUACAGCCCAGAAAGAGUUCAGAAUAAAAAGUCUGUUCUUAAAUA
Molecule: messenger RNA, 799 nt
Organism: Erinaceus europaeus (western European hedgehog)
Lineage: Eukaryota; Metazoa; Chordata; Mammalia; Eulipotyphla; Erinaceidae
Gene: CLPSL1
Product: colipase like 1
Exons: 4
Coding region: 1-483 (160 amino acids)
Biological process (GO): digestion; response to food; lipid catabolic process
Cellular component (GO): extracellular region
Molecular function (GO): enzyme activator activity
Source: RefSeq, a predicted model, not a curated record